Molecule: messenger RNA, 2477 nt
Organism: Cicer arietinum (chickpea)
Lineage: Eukaryota; Viridiplantae; Streptophyta; Magnoliopsida; Fabales; Fabaceae
Product: subtilisin-like protease SBT3
Biological process (GO): proteolysis
Molecular function (GO): serine-type endopeptidase activity
Source: RefSeq, a predicted model, not a curated record
ACAACUACACAUUGGUUCUCUAUAACCAAUCCACAUUUUUCAUAACACCUUAUUAUUUCAAUCAUGGCUACUCAUAUUUAUCUAUCUAUUUUUUUCUCCUAUGUUACAUUCCUUCACCUCAUUUUCACAUUGGCUGAUGAUCAAUCUGAUAACUAUAUCAUCCACAUGGAUUUAUCAGCCAUGCCAAAACCAUUUUCAACUCAACACACUUGGUAUCUAUCCACACUUUCUUCAGCAUUGGAAAAUCCUCUAGAACUCUCAACCAAUAAUCUUAAUCAAUCCUUAAUUUCUUCUAAGUUGAUUUAUACCUACACACAUGUCAUGAAUGGUUUCAGUGCUAGUUUAUCACCAAAAGAACAUGAAACACUAAAAAACUCACCAGGUUACAUUUCAUCCAUAAGAGAUUUACAUGCAAAGCUUGACACAACACAUUCACCUGAAUUCCUUGGCCUUAAUCCAUACAAAGGGGCAUGGCAUGAUUCAAAGUUUGGUAAAGAUGUAAUUGUUGGAUUGGUGGACACAGGUGUUUGGCCAGAAAGUGAAAGUUUCAAUGAUAAUGGAAUGACUGAAAUUCCAUCACAUUGGAAAGGAAAAUGUGAAUUUGAAAAAAAAACAUCUCUUUGCAACAAGAAACUCAUUGGAGCUAGAUUCUUCAACAAAGGAUUAUUGUCUAAAUAUCCAAACAUCACCUUAGGAUUGAAUUCAACACGUGACUCAGAAGGUCAUGGAACACAUACUUCAACAACUGCAUCUGGUAGCCAAGUUCAUAAUGCAUCUUACUUUGGCUAUGCAUCAGGAAAAGCUUCAGGAAUAGCUUGGAGUUCACGUGUAGCAAUGUACAAAGCUUUAUGGGAAGGUGGUUCAUUAUCAUCUGAUGUAAUAGCUGCAAUUGAUGUUGCAAUAUUGGAUGGUGUUGAUGUUCUUUCAUUAUCAUUUGGAUAUAGUAAUACACCUUUGUAUGAAGACCCUAUUGCCAUAGCAACAUUUGCAGCUAUGGAAAAAGGUCUUUUUGUUUCUACUUCUGCAGGGAAUGAAGGACCAUCCUCCAAAACUAUUCACAAUGGAAUACCAUGGGUUAUAACUGUGGCAGCUGGUACCAUGGAUCGUGAGUUUCAUGCAACUCUCAAGCUUGGAAAUGGAAUCAAAAUAAUUGGAUUGUCUCUUUAUAUAGGAGGUUUCACUUCCAAUCAUGUUCCUAUUGUUUUCAUGGGUUUAUGUGAUAAUGUUAAGGAACUAAAAAAAGUAAAAAACAGGAUUGUGGUGUGUGAAAACAAGAAUAGUAGCAUUUUUUAUCAAACAAUUAAUUUGGAGGAAGCAAAAGUUUUUGGAGCCGUUUUCAUAUCAAAUACAACAGUUAUAGACUAUUCACAGAAUAGUUAUGCAUCCAUCAUUAUUAACCCAAUCAAUGGAGAAAUUGUUAAAAGCUACAUCAAGAAUAACUCUAAGUCUAAAUCUACUUCAGUGGCAAAGAUUUCUUUCAAGAAAACAAGUUUUGGUGCUAAACCAGCACCUAGUGUUGAUGAUUAUAGUUCAAGAGGUCCAUCAAAAAGUUGUCCCUAUGUGUUGAAACCUGAUAUUACAGCCCCUGGUACAUCAAUUUUAGCUGCAUGGCCCACAAAUAUUCCUGUGUUGGAUUUUGGGCUAAAUGAUAAAUUCUACAAUAAUUUCAAUUUGUUAAGUGGAACAUCUAUGGCAUGUCCUCAUGUUGCAGGUGUAGCAGCCCUUUUAAAAGGGGCACAUUCUGAUUGGAGUCCUGCAUUUAUCAGGUCAGCUAUUAUGACAACAUCAAACAUAUUUGAUAAUACUAAGGAACCUAUUAAAGACAUUGGAAAUGGUAACAAUGCAGCAACACCUUUAGCAAUGGGAGCUGGUCAUGUUAAUCCAAAUAGAGCACUUGACCCUGGUCUUGUUUAUGAUGUUGGUGUACAAGAUUAUGUUAAUCUUCUUUGUGCACUUAAUUUCACACAACAACAAAUCACUACCAUCACAAGAUCUUCUUCCAAUGAUUGCUCUAAACCUUCUUUGGAUCUCAACUAUCCUUCUUUUAUUGCUUUCUUCAAUGCUAAAAAUUCCUCUUCAACACAAGAAUUUCAUAGGACAGUAACCAAUGUUGGGGAGGGACAAACGAUUUAUGUUGCUAACAUUACUCCUAUUAAAGGGUUAAGUGUGAGUGUUAUGCCAAACAAGUUGGUUUUCAAUGAGAAGAAUGAGAAAUUAAGCUUCAAGUUGAGGAUUGAAGUUCCAAGAAUGACAAAAGUAAAAAAAGUGGCUUUUGGUUAUCUUACUUGGAUGGAUGUGAAGCAUGUGGUCAGGAGUCCUAUAGUGGUAACCACCAUCAAAUUUAAAUUCUAGAUAUUCAUGUAUUGUUAUGAUGUUGGAAAAUUUAUUUUCAUAUGCAUGAAUCAAGUGAAGAAUGUAAAUUACUACAAAUGUAUAUAUUUUAUAAAAUAAUAUUCAUUUAACACUUGGCUAUAAAA